UUAAAAGAAGGUCUGUGAAACUAGAUAGACAUGAUGUUUAAAUCACAUCAUCUUGGAAACAAUCAGCGGACCUCUCUGCUGAAUGCAAACAACAAGUAGCAUGCCAUCUUUUGGGUCUGCUGUUCAUCCAGCAAGAUUGCAAAACAACUACAGCUAUCACUACACUAGACAUACCGACUACAUUGAUUAACUAACUUUUGUUUUGUAUGGUUACUAGAGUAUAUAUAAGCUAAGUAUUGUGCUUCCAUUUCUAGGAUGUAAUGGAUAUGCACAAAAAUUUGUCAGAGUGAAAUGAUCUAUGGAUGGAUUCGCGUCGGAUAAAAGAAAAUACACAGGAUUGAGGAAGAUCCCAGUGUAGGACGAGUGCUUCCUGUCCCGCCAAAUUUCUGCAGAGCAGAGGUUCAGUUUCUCAUUUUUUUUUGCACCCGCACUUAUAUAGCGAAGCUGCAAUGGUGGCCAAACAGAAACUUUUGCUUGUUCUCAUUGACGGCCUAGGCGACGUGGCCAUUCCUCAACUCGAUUAUCAAACGCCUCUCCAAGCAGCAAAAACGCCAUGGCUCGAUAGACUGGCAGCGGGUGGUAAGAAUGGACUCAUGGAUUCUGUUGAGCCUGGUUUGGCAUGUGGAUCAGAUACAGCACACAUGUCAAUUCUCGGUUAUAACCCUCGGAAGUACUACCGAGGUAGGGGCGCUUUCGAAACAAUGGGUGCUGGUUUAGAAAUGGUCCCAGGUGAUAUUGCGUUCAAGUCAAACUUUGCCUACCUCGAUAGAGAAACUGAAAUAGUCAUUUCUAGACGUGCAGAUCGUCAUUUUGAAGGAUUAGGACCCACACUAUGUGAUGCUUUGGAUGGCGCCAAGCUGCCAUCAUUCCCCGAACACACCGUUGCAGUGAAAUACGCAACUGAACAUCGAUGUGGUGUACGUGUCCGGGGUCCCCGACUGACCGAUACAAUUAGUGGCACAGAUCCUUUAAAAGACAAUUUACCACUUGUAAAAUGCGCUCCUACCGAAAAUACCGUAGAAGCUCAUAUGACCAGCAAGUUGAUUAACGAGCUAUCUGAUGUGUUUUACGAAAUAUUGAGCAAACACCCUAUCAAUGACGAUAGAAAGAAAGCCGGCAAAACCCCAGCAAACUGUAUACUACUUCGUGGAUGCGGUAGCUGUAUCGACAUUCCUAGUAUAGAGAGACUGCACGGCUUUAAGAGCUUUUUGAUUGCGCCUACUUGUAUUAUUGCAGGACUUGGCAUGACUGCUGGUAUGGAUAUUCUCCAAGUUGAAGGUGCCACGGGCGAUUAUCACACGAACUUUCAAGCCAAAGGCGAUGCAGUUGUUGCCAAUCUCAAAGGAUCAAAGUACGAUUUUGGAUUUUUACAUAUAAAGGCGGUGGAUGAUGCCGGACAUGACCGCAACAUAGACUUCAAGAUCAAAUUUCUGGAAAAGAUUGACAUUAUGAUGGGUGACAUUAUCCGUCAGCUAUGUGAAGAUGACGGAGAAAAUGAGUAUACAACCAUUGUCACAAGCGACCACUCAACUCCAGUUCUUUAUGGCGACCACAGCUGUGAACCAGUACCGUUUUGCAUUAGCCGUGUCAAAUAUGCCAUGGAUCCAUCAUUGGGGCAGGGUGACUCAGUUACUCGAUUUGAAGAGGUUGAUGCUGCGCGAGGAUGUUUGGGCCGAUUUUGUGGUUCUCAGAUGAUGACUAUAGCAAAGUCUUAUAUGUGUUCUGAAUUACGUACCAAUUAAUUGUCGUGAAAACACUUAUCCAGACAAGUCAAUCCCGUUAUAUUUUUUCUUCAACUUUUGAUAAUCCUUCUUUUCUCCACUCUGUAGAUAUUAAUGUACCAACAACAAUCUUGUAUUAUCCCUCUUUCUGUGCUUUCUUUACACAUCUGUUUUGAAUAAUGAAACCGAGAAUAUGAGUAUCGGGAGACACCCAUGGCUGUUCUCAACUAGAAUACUAGUUAUUUG
Zychaea mexicana is the source of this 1967-nucleotide messenger RNA. RefSeq names its product 2,3-bisphosphoglycerate-independent phosphoglycerate mutase-domain-containing protein. Gene Ontology annotation, molecular function: metal ion binding. The record is from RefSeq and is a predicted model, not a curated record. NCBI's taxonomy places the organism in Eukaryota, Fungi, Mucoromycota, Mucoromycetes, Mucorales, Lichtheimiaceae. The transcript has 10 exons. The coding region runs from base 450 to 1742 and encodes 430 amino acids.